This is a messenger RNA of Emericellopsis atlantica, 1605 nucleotides long. RefSeq names its product cytochrome P450 61. The transcript is spliced from 3 exons. Gene Ontology annotation, molecular function: iron ion binding; monooxygenase activity; oxidoreductase activity, acting on paired donors, with incorporation or reduction of molecular oxygen. NCBI's taxonomy places the organism in Eukaryota, Fungi, Ascomycota, Sordariomycetes, Hypocreales, Bionectriaceae. Gene Ontology annotation, biological process: sterol metabolic process. The coding region runs from base 1 to 1605 and encodes 534 amino acids. The record is from RefSeq and is a predicted model, not a curated record.
AUGGCCGCCAACGCGACCCAGUCCGCCUUCACUUCGGUGUUGGCCAGCACCAACUUUGCCGAGAUCGAUUUCGAGAGCAAUGUUCACUACCUCCUCGACACACUCAAGACGACAAGCGUAUGGACGUACCUCGUUACCCUCUUCUGCUUGUGCGUGGUGUACGAUCAGGUCAGCUACAUCACCAGCAAGGGCUCAAUCGAGGGCCCGGCCAUGAAGUUGCCCUUCAUGGGCCCCUUCCUGCAGUCCGUCAACCCCAAGUUCGAGGAAUACUACGCCAAAUGGACCAGCGGCCCCCUGAGCUGCGUCUCCGUCUUCCACAAGUUCGUCGUCAUCGCCUCGACCCGCGACAUGGCGCGCAAGGUUCUCAACUCCCCGGCCUACGUCAAGCCCUGCGUCGUCGAUGUCGCCCACAAGCUGCUCGGUGCCGACAACUGGGUCUUCCUGGACGGCAAGGCCCACGUUGACUUCCGCAAGGGCCUCAACGGUCUCUUUACCCGCAAGGCCCUCGAGUCCUACCUGCCAGGUCAGCAAGAUGUCUACAACCGGUACUUCAAGAAGUUUGUGCAAAUCACAAAGGACAAUGGCGGUAAGCCCAUCCCCUGGAUGGGCGAGUUCCGCGAGAUCAUCGUUGCCGUCUCCCUCCGCACCUUUGUCAACCAGUACAUGAGCGAUGACAUGGUCAAGAAGAUCUCGGACGACUACUAUCUCAUCACCGAAGCCCUCGAGCUUGUCAACUUCCCCAUCAUCAUCCCCUACACCAAGACCUGGUACGGAAAGAAGGCCGCCGACAUGGUCAUGAUCGAGUUCUCCAAGUGCGCCGCCAAGUCCAAGGCUCGCAUGGCUGCUGGUGGCGAGAUCGGCUGCAUCAUGGAUGGCUGGGUCGACCAGAUGCUCAAGUCCGAGAAGUGGCGCGAGGCGCAGGCCAAGGGCGACGACAGCGUCGAGAAGCCCCAGCCCCUCCUCCGCAUGUUUGGCGACUACGAGAUUGCCCAGACCUUCUUCACCUUCCUCUUCGCUUCGCAAGACGCCACCAGCAGCGCCGCCACCUGGUUGUUCCAGGUCACUGCCCAGCGCCCCGAUGUGCUCGACCGCAUUCGCGAGGAGAACCUCAAGGUCCGCAACGGCGACAUUCACGCCGAGCUCGACAUGGACAAGCUUGAGUCGUUGGCCUACACCCGCGCUUGCGUUCGCGAGCUGCUGCGUUGGCGCCCUCCUGUCACCAUGGUCCCCUACGCGGUCAAGAAGCCCUUCCCCAUCACCGACUCAUACACCGUGCCCAAGGGUGCCAUGGUCAUCCCGACGACAUACCUGGCUCUCCACGAUCCCGAAGUUUACGAGAACCCCGAUAGCUUCGAUCCCGACCGUUACUACAGCGGUGAUGCCGAGGAGAAGGGCGCCAAGAACUACCUCGUGUUCGGUACCGGUCCUCAUUACUGCAUCGGCCAGCAGUAUGCCCAGCUGAACCUGGCGCUCUUCAUCGGAAAGGCCUCGCUCAUGCUCGACUGGAAGCACCACGCCACACCAAUCUCCGAGGACAUCAAGGUCUUUGCGACCAUUUUCCCCAUGGAUGAUUGCCCCCUUACUUUCGAGGAGAGGAAGUGGUGA